UAUAAAUUUAUUUGAAUGUACUUCAUGCUAUACAAAUAUUACAAGAAAUGGGAAAUGCAUCAAUAUAAACUCAUUUAAAAGCAUAUAUUGUGUUAAUGACCACUUCAGCUAUAACUACACAUACUGUAGUGAUGUAAUAGAUUCCCCCGCGCCGUCGUCAUGGUUAUUUCGGAACGUUCAGAUAUAUUGGAGUGUUCUACUUUUUACAUCAUACCGAGUUGUCGAAUGAUCGUAAGUACAUUUUACUCUGUGCUCUUUAACUUUUUUAUGUUAAUAAAUCUGUUUUUUCUGUUAAAAAUGUUUAAUAUUUCAGAAAACAUGCUGUUUUUAGCUCAAAUAUUGUAUCAUAGCCGCUUUUCCGCUGUCCGGUUUUGGUUAAAGGUGUCUGGCAGACCAAAAACCCUGGCGGUGACCGGAGGUAUAGGUCUUUACAGGCCGGGCAGUUGAAAAGCAGCUAUUGAUUUAAACUAACGUUACACGCAGUGAAAUACACAUUCACAAUGCUAUACAGUGGGUGUUUUAAGCGGGGAUGAAAGCAACAUUUGAAUGUAAAAACCUAAUUAACAAAACUAAAUGUUUGUUGUGGUAACUAACUCUGUCCAGACCAGCUGUUAAUUUGUAUCAAUGUAGAACAACUUCAAUACUGUAACUUCACGUCAAACAAAAGUUGCAGAUUGUUACUGGGUGGGUCAGAAGUAACACAAUAUUUGCUGGAUUUACUGGCUUAAUCUUGUUUAUUUGAAAUAUAUUUGACUAUGAUCUUGGUAAUGUUAAAAAAAAGAACUGAUAUGAAUUCUGCUCUUAAAAGCUGAAAUUCAGACCUAACCGCAGGACACAGUCCUAAAAUCAGUUGAUAUUUGGCAGCUCCAUCAAGGCUUGUGCUGUUAUAGCCUGGAAAGCAAAUGUUGUCAGGGUUUUCCCAUGUUACUUUCAUCCUUGCUCUCCCCUAAUGCUGUAAUUUUCAUGAUUACUGUGUGUUUUGGUUAUUUUAAGAGAAUACAAACUGUUCAGAAGCUUUUUAUUAUUUACUAAUCUCAUUUCUUUGUUUCACAGUGCUUUACUGUGUGUUUGCCAUCGUCAUCAGUGUCUAUCGAUCUUCUACUUCUUCUGUUUCGUCAUUGCGUUUGUCACCAGCAUGUCGACCAUUGAUUUCAACCAUCUUUCCAACCUGAUUCCUGCCUCUCUGUCACCUGAGAGCGCAGAAGAGCUCGCCACGGCCCUCUCCACCGGCCGCUGGUGGGCUAUCAUGGAGGUGUUACACCCCAUCGAUGAGGAGCGUCAGUUUGACUUCACUUCAGAUCACCAGAGUCAAACUGUGGAGGACGAGUUUUCUGCGUCUGGUCCAGCAGAGACAGCAGAUGCGUCCUCCGUCACUGAGGCCUCAGGUGAGCUCGCCACUGCCCUCGCUGCAGGGGCCAUCAUGGUGGCUGAGCGCCCUGUUGAGGAGCCUCAGGUUGACAUCUCCUCAGUGCCGUUUUUGGAGGCACCAGAAACAUCACCAGGAGCUUCUGUGCCUGAGAACAGGGAACCCACCACAUCCCCAGUCCUCAAGAGCCAGCCUGGAGCUCCUGUGUAUGCCGAGUCUGACACCCCGGGCUACGGAAAUCAAAUCCCCACGCCUGCUGAGCCAGCUUUGGGCCCACCUGUGUGUCCUGGCAACGGAUACAUGUUUCAGAUGGUUUCAGCAGAGCCUAAAGAUUAUAAAAGACUUCGAAGAGUUUCGAGGUGUCGCCGGUCUCCGACUCUGCAGCAGAUAAGAGAGGCAUGGAAGCAGCAGCAUGUGGAGGUUGUGGCCAGUAGGGGACAAAAUCGAAUCCCUGAACCACAACCUGAAAGACCUCAGCUGACAGAUGUGAACGAAAUAAUCCGUGAGCUUCUGUCUGGUCUUGAGCCUGCUCUUCCUCCCAAAGCAAUGAGAGAACCGCAGGAUGAAGCAUUUGUCAAUCAGAUGCCUCAUCAGAACCUGCAGCAUGUGGAGGUUGUGGCCAGUAGGGGACAAAAUCAGAUCCCUGAACCACAACCUGAGCAGCAGCAACAGAAUGAACCUGAGAGACCCCAGCAGAGAGACUUAGUAGUGAACCGAAGAGUCCGUGGGGUUCUGCGUGGUCUUCAGUCUGCUCGUCCUCUCAGAAGAAUGAGAGAACAGCAGGAUGAAGCAUUUGUGAAUCAGAUGCCUCAUCAGAACCUGCAGCAUGUGGAGGUUGUGGCCAGUAGGGGACAAAAUCAGAUCCCUGAACCACAACCUGAGCAGCAGCAACAGAAUGAACCUGAGAGACCUCAGCAGAGAGACUUAGUAGUGAAUGGAAGAGUCCGUGGGGUUCUGCGUGGUCUUCAGUCUGCUCGUCCUCUCAGAAGAAUGAGAGAAUUGCAGGAUGAAGCAUUUGUGAAUCAGAUGCCUCAUCAGAACCUGCAGCAUGUGGAGGUUGUGGCCAGUAGGGGACAAAAUCAGAUCCCUGAACCACAACCUGAGCAGCAGCAACAGAAUGAACCUGAGAGACCCCAGCAGAGAGACUUAGUAAUCAAUGGAAGAGUCCGUGGGGUUCUGCGUGGUCUUCAGUCUGCUCGUCCUCUCAGAAGAAUGAGAGAACAGCAGGAUGAAGCAUUUGUGAAUCAGAUGCCUCAUCAGAACCUGCAGCAUGUGGAGGUUGUGGCCAGUAGGGGACAAAAUCAGAUCCCUGAACCACAACCUGAGCAGCAGCAACAGAAUGAACCUGAGAGACCCCAGCAGAGAGACUUAGUAAUCAAUGGAAGAGUCCGUGGGGUUCUGCGUGGUCUUCAGUCUGCUCGUCCUCUCAGAAGAAUGAGAGAACAGCAGGAGGAAAUUGUUAAUCUCCAGAAUCCUCCUCUCCGGCAACCCCGGCCUGGUCCACCGCCUACCUACAUUCGCAGGACGGUGGUGGGCAGCAUUGGAGAUUUUGCACGCCAUUGAUGAGGAGUCUGAAAGAUCAGCCUCAAAGAUGAACUAAUAAAUCAAUAAAGAGAUUGUAAACAGAG
Molecule: messenger RNA, 2994 nt
Organism: Danio rerio (zebrafish)
Lineage: Eukaryota; Metazoa; Chordata; Actinopteri; Cypriniformes; Danionidae
Source: RefSeq, a predicted model, not a curated record